Plasmodium cynomolgi strain B is the source of this 14706-nucleotide messenger RNA. RefSeq lists its product as hypothetical. The record is from RefSeq and is a predicted model, not a curated record. The transcript is spliced from 2 exons. NCBI's taxonomy places the organism in Eukaryota, Apicomplexa, Aconoidasida, Haemosporida, Plasmodiidae. Bases 1 to 14706 code for a protein of 4901 amino acids.
AUGAAAAAACGGGCGAGCAUCACAAAUGUUGAGCUGGAGGAAAUCGUUUUCAUAUUGCUGAACUGUCUGGAUGAAGAAAAAAAAAGAAAUCGAGAAAUUAUCAACACGCUUAAAAUAUAUCUCGUGUACCACAAGGGACAAAUCCUUAACUACGUAUUUUCCUUUUUACAAAUUCAGAAAGUCAGUCACGAAAAUCAAAAAUUGCUACUCUGUUUGGUUCACGACUUUGUUCAUUAUUGCAUUCAUAAUCGUUUUAGCAACACUGUUGAUGAGUACCUGGACGAGAUUAAAAGGAAUGAAACAGAAAAGGAGAAAAAAGUGGCCACACAAAAGGGGAGGACUCACAAAUUUAAGGACAUACACAUCUUUGACAAUAUUUUAAAAUACUCCUUCUUCGAUGGCGAUGAGUAUUGUUUUGUGUUUCAGGAUAUCCCUGAGGGGGGAUUUCUUCCAGACGCAGUUCCACUGCAAGGGGACACGGCUGAGGGGGGACAUCUCCAGCAAGGGAGCCUGAACUUUGCAACUGAUGGGAACCUCAUGGAGAGAAUUAUAAGAAGAAGAAAAAAAAAAAAGGGGAACAUCUUCCAUCAGGAUAAAAUCGCAAAGCUGUUGUGCCUCAAAAAGGAUGAAUACAAAACAGCUGUGAUAGGCGAAACAAAAGCCCCCCAGAAAUUAAAUCAGUGCACGUCUCUACAGAGGAAUGCCUCCCACUGGAGUGGAGGUAGUCACACGCAGAAUGCGAAAGAAAGUUCCGAAAUAAAUAACAUCAUUAGAAAUAUAAUUGACUUUCUGCUGAACGAAAUUCUGUUCAUUAAGAGGGACGACGAGCGACACGGGAUCAUGACCAAGCUGCUGAUUCUGUGCGUCUUGAGGGAGGACGCUUAUUUGAAGAAGAAGCUCGUGGAGAAGCUGAACGGGUGUGUGCGCGUGCGGGGGGCUGUCGUCCCUGUGAGGGACUCCCACGAGGGGGAGGGAAAACCGACUAACGAUAAAGUGUGUGACGAUAAAGUGUGUGACGAUAAAGUGCGUGACGAUAAAGUGCGUGACGAUAAAGUGCGUGACGAUAAAGUGCGUGACGAUAAAGUGAGGGAGGACAAAGUGCGCGACGAUAAAGUGCGUGACGACAAAGUGAGGGAGGACUUUCCCGGGAGGGGCAACCCCAAGCUGUGCGCCUACCUGGAGCUCUACAUCGACCUCUUCACGCAGGUACCGCACCUCACCAAAAGCGUGCUGAACGAAUUCUUCAACGCGAUCCUUUCUAUGGGCCAGAGCACCAGGCAUGCAGAUCUCACUUACAAAAUUAUGAUCGAAAUAUUUCAAGACAUUCAGUUCCCCUCAGUUCUGUACACAAUCGUUAGCAUGAACACGAAAUAUAAGAGGAAGAAUUUUAUCAUCCCAAAUAAACACCACGCUAAUGUGUAUAUUGAAAACGACAUAAUUCAUUUGUCCCUGGAGAACACCAGCGAGGAUACAUGCACAACGUAUACCAGGGAGUCGUCUCUAAAUUCGAACGUCCCGGGGAAGAAUAACGACUCGGGGAAGAAUAACCACGCGGGGAAUAAUAACCACUCGGGGAAUAAUAACGACCCGGGGAAGAAUAGCCACUCGGCGAUUUUCACUGACAACGUUAGACAGGCCAACCUGCACAGACUCAGGGAGGGGGAUAAGAAAGGGAAAUCCACGUCAUGUGUGGAACACUCGUCUGAACACACGUCGAAGAAUGCAUCCCCACGUGACGUAUUCUAUGACGCGAACAAUGGCGAACUGGGGCGAGAUGGGUGGAAUAUCCCCCUUGGGGAAGAAUGCUCCCAAGAAAAAGGCAGUGAUAGCAGGACAGAGUCGAGCAGGGGUGCCUCUAAAGGUAAACACGACCUGGUGAAGGCCGCCAAGGGAGAAGCUAAACCAAGCGAGCAUGCUUCCGAAACUUUUUGCAACGAAUCGGAAGGGUCGUCAGAAAAGUACUACACGGUUAAGAAUUGGAGGGAAGAGGCGGUCUGCCAGGUGCCAAAGGGAAGUGGGGGGAGGAGCCGCAAAGGCAGGGCUGAUGUUCUCCGUGACAAAGGAGCUCCCUCCUCUCCCCCCUUUGUUCCGUCCCCCGUCGCCUCGUCCCCCUCUGCCGCCCAUGGCAUCUGUGAGAAGGAACGAAAAAGGACAGAAGAAAUCAGAACCGUGUGCACAAAAAUGCUAACCCUAUACCUUAGCAUACUUCCCAGCCUGAAGCAAAGCACCGAAAAUUAUAACAAACUCCUUUACAUCAUAUCGAAGUUGGUUCUCUAUGUAAACAAUGACGAAAUGACGAAGCAGGUGGUCCAAAUAUAUAUCCAUUACUUCCUCGUUUUCUUCCACUCCACCAUUAACAACGCUGCUAUUAGUGACAUCUCAGGAAUAUACAAUAAGGACUUACAAGUGUACAUAAACUACAGUAAUGUAAGGGGGUUACCACAGUACAAUAUAAUUAAUAGCUUCCGAAUCAUUCUUCAAAAAUGUCUGCCGAAGAUACAUCUCAUUGUCGGUUUCGCUAGCCACAUUCUGAAAAUAGCCUAUUCCAUUCUAUAUAUCAUGAUCAAUCAAAACUACACGAUGAAUAACGCUAAGGGGGUUGUAAACUACAUAUCAUCUAAUCUGUACAUCUCAACGUUUAUUGAAAUUAUGGAGCUAUUCAAUAUCUUCAUAAGUUGUACGUAUACAAAUAACUUUGUGUUUAAUUUGAUCAGGGAGAAAGUGAAGUCUAGCAUAAAGGUAGAAGUUAUGGUUUCACUGACUCUGUUGAGACAGUACCUUUUGCUCAUAUCGGGGGACAUAGGGAUUGGUAAUAUAGUACACCUUUCUAAUCAAAACUUGGGUACAAAAGGGGGUGCUUACAAGAAGUACUUCAAACGGUUAAACAGCUUCAUCAGUGACACGAAUAGGAAUAACACCAGUAACGUCGAACUGGUUAUACAAAUGGUAGCAAAUAUAUCCGAUCGGUUUAGCAACGAUUUAAGUAUCAUUUAUAUGCUUUUAGAGGUUGACCUAAUUUUGUCGUACCACCACCAUUUUGAUUCCUUCUCAUUCAACCCGAGUGUCAUUCUGGGACUGCUCCCGCGGGUUAGCAGCCCCCUCUGCGACUUGUACAUGGUGUGCGAGGGGACCCGCGGUAGAGGCGCCACGGGGAAAAGUGGAAAAAGUGGACAAAGUGGGAUGAGUGGGAUGAGUGGAAAAAGCGCAAAAAGCGCAAGACGUGCAAAACGUGCAAAACGUGCACAACGUGCACAACGUGGGAAUGCGGAAAACGGACGGGGGGGAGCCACCACAAGUGGAGAAACGCUUCCCCCCAAGGGCGACCAAUCGAACGAGCGCAUAAACACCAUGGGGCACCACGACCAGGAAAUCAAAACGUGGCUACUCAUCCCAAACAGACAUGUAAUCAAAAUAAUGCACUUCCUAAUUAACAUCCUGCUGAGCGAAGAAUCAAAAUUUAAAAAGCAAAAUAAAAAAUAUGGAUACUCAGUUGAUGACAAUGGAACCAUCAUAGACAUAAACAGCAGCUCCAAUGAGGUAUUAAAAAACGGAUUUGAUCAUAACAGGAUGUUUUUUGACAUACACUGGAACUUUUUCAUUUUCAUGUACCCUUCAGUUCCUUACAUAAAGAAGUUAAUCUCGUUAGCGUUUGAAAAACAUUUUUGUUUUUACUCUCCUAGAGUGUUGUACCCUCUGCUGUUCGAAUUAUUGGUAGAUGUAAAAAGCAGCUUCAGGAUCGUAGUAUCCAUUUUGAAGGCACUAAAUAUUAUAUGUAUACUUCUACACAAUCACAUGGUGAAGAAACACUUGAGACUUCACUCUAGACUACAUUAUAAUUACUUGGUGUUGCCAAAUAUAAGCAAUGUUAUAUCGGUGCUGUUUAUGUACUGCACCCACUCCGACUUUGUUGUUUCCUUUCUCAGUCUGCAACUCAUUUCUAUCUUGAGGAGCUUCACUCAAGGGAAGAGCAUCACCUCUGUGCAGAGCUUCACCUACUUUGAGUUACUCCUCAGUUUUGUUAGACUAAACAAUCAGGUUGUAGCUCACAAGGGGGGAACUGCUCCUCUCACUGGGGAUAGUCUAUGCAGCAGGAGAAUUCUCAAACAUAUAAUUGCACUUACCCGAGGGGGGGGAAAAAGGACUCUAAGACAAGUUGCAGCUGUGAAGCGGGCGCGAUACUACCGCUGUUUAAUUAAAAUGAGCUACAGGGAGAUAGCCAAACGGAUUAGUAAGAGAGUGCUGAACGUCUCUUUGAAUGUGAACUGCGGGAGGCUCCGCAAGAGUUGGCGGCGGAAAGUGCGCGCCAUCGCCAGGCACUACUUUAACGUGGAUUUGGGGGCGCUUGCCGCGCACCCCGACGGGAGAGGUGUCAACGGGAUGGCCGCCAAUGGGAUAUCCGUCGGUGUGACGUCCACCAAUGGGAUAUCCGUCAGUGUGACGUCCGCCAAUGGGAUAUCCGUCAGUGUGACGUCCGCCAACGUGACACCCUCCAAUGGGACACCCUCCAACGUGACUUCCUCCAACGUGAGCGCCCCGUUCAUCCUGGACAUGGGGGGACUCAUGGGCACGAACGCCCACGGAAACGACGAGGCGACCACAUUCCACGCAGCCAUGGAGUCCAUGAGCUACCGAUUUACACGAAUUCUACGACUGAUGCAGACCUUAUUUAGCAGCUACGUCAAAGUGGAGAUAGACAGGAUAUACAAUUACCACAGUUACGUCAUCACCUUCUUUUACUCACUCAUCGAGUUAGUUCGGCUCGUCAAAAGGAACCAAGAAUUUGAAAACACAUUUCUAUAUCUAAGUGUCAUCAACUUAGUGUGUGUAAUUAUAAAACAGUUUAGUGGAAAGUAUGCAAAUAAAAUGAUUACAAUUUUUUUUAAGCUCAACGAAGAAGUACCUGUUAAUGAGGAAGAAAAUUUGUUCCUAACGCUUUAUAUGAAUUUUUCUGCUAUAUAUAGAAGGCAUUUUUUUAAUUUAUAUGGAGAAAAAUGUAAUACUGCUUAUAUGAAGAAUUGUAUUGAGUGCAUUCAGUUAAUGAGAGCGGACUGCUUUUCCUCCAAGAGGAGUAGUGAGAACCAACUAGAUUUGAAUAACUUCAUGUUGUUAUCUAAUAAGUAUAAUACUGAUAUGUCUAGGGAGAAAAACGUUGGUCGUUUUUUACACUACCUCAGUGAAUACCAAACUGUUUACAGAGCAAGACUGCUCCAGCUGGGCGUUUGCUCCGAGGGGGGAAAUCACCACCGCACAGGGAAAAGGGGGUACAUUGAUGUAAAGCGGAACCCCUCCGCGGGAGAGAGAUCCCACGAUGGGGUGCAAUGCAGCGGGGUGCAAAGCAGCGGGGCACAAUGCAGCGGGGCGCAAAACGGCGGAGUACAGUCAACCACCCUACGGGUGAACCAACAAGAUGAUUUAAAAAACCGCCUUUACCAAAGUAACGAAGUGGUGAGGAAAUCCUACCAGCUACUGGAAGACAAACUAGGAUCUUACAUCCUCCAAAACGAGAUCAGCUUCCCCAUAAGCAAACCCUUCCAGCAGGACGUGACUGCCUACUACAUAGAAAGCAUACUCCACAAGAACAACCUAUUCCGGGUCCUAUUCCUACUAAACAAUAUAUACCACUCAGAUGUAGCCAACAGAAAAACUAGCGCCUUUUCAAUCUUUGGAAAAUCAAGCAAUGUCAUAAAUGCAGAGAAUAUAAGAAGUACGUUGAUAUUGACAAUGGGAAAAUGUCUGAGGAAAAUUCCCUCCUCAAAGGUUCGAGAUCUCUCCAUAAUUCGAGAUGUCUACAUGAACGAAAAAAUAUUUGCCAUUUAUAUUAAACAUGUGUAUGUGCCUCUAGUUAGGUAUAACACCACUUUGGGCAAUGCAAUAUACGGGAAGGACGACUCCGUCUUGAAUGAGGAGCAUAUUGUGAGGGAGGUGCUCUCCAACAAGCAGAGAUACGUGGAUGUGCGAUACAAGGAAGAGAUAAAAAUGAACGCGCUCGUUAGGAGGGGCAUCCUCUCUGGGUUUGAAAAGAAGGGAAGCGGGUCGUCUUCCCCGUAUGGAUCAUCUCCCAACGUGGAUGGCAACGUGGCCACCCUGGGGGGGACACCUACCGCCAAGGACACCACCAAUGGGAAUAUCAGCGGCAAUGUCAGCGGCAAUGUCAGCGGCAAUGUCAGCGGCAAUGUCAGCGGCAAUGUCAGCGGCAAUGUCAGCGGCAAUGUCAGCGGCAAUGUCAGCGGCAAUAUCAGCGGCAACGCCAACGCCACCGCCAAUUCCACCAAGGGGGCGCACCGAGCGAGGGACGCAGCAGGCGUGUGGAAGCGCCUCCCGAAUGAAAAAGUCAACCUACUCGUAUUCCAGCUUUUAGUCGACCCAAUUAUCUGCGCCCUCUACGAGGAAAAGGAAACGACUCUACAGGCGAGCUUGCUCAGAGCGGUGAAAAUGGUAUCGAAGAAGCUAAAGUGCAUUAGGGAAACCGGUGGGGAGGCAGCACACAGGCAUAGCACGAACUGGGAUCGAUCCGCUAAUCGAGCAAGCGAAAAUUUUGCAACUCCCCCUCCAUACGUAGUCACCAACACGUUAGACAUACCAAACCAGCGCUGCUCCAUCCAAGACGUGUGUGAUCAUUAUUUGAAAGAAAAUGUGAAUGAAAUCCCAUUUUACUCCUGCCUCUACAUAUACAAGUAUAUAAUUAUCCACGGGGCUUUGUACUACCUGAACAAUUUUGACGAUCAGACGCUGCCCAUCAGUAAUGUUACCUUUACCGGAGUGGAAAAUUUUGUCCCGUACUUUAAACAAGGGAAGAGUAUAAUUACAAAUAAAAGCGAGUACGAACUUAGGGAGGAUAUAAAAAAAAAUGGAUCAAAUGAAGAAUCGAAUAAGUACAACUUUGAGGAGAUGCACUUAGAGAAAGAACAACACAUCAUUGAAAAAAUUGACAAAUGGGGAAAAAUGAUGGAAUGGGAAUGCAUAGAAACGCAUGAACAAUCAGAUAAAGUAAUUUAUAAUGAUUAUUUUUCCGACCUGAUGAAGGAAAAAGGUACAAAAAAGGACUUCAGACAGGGGGAGACAACCCCGGGGUAUUUAACCCCGAGUGAAUCUCAUCUAGAUAUACAAAGUGAUACCUACACUAAUUUGAUGAACGCAUUGAAGGGCAUACAUAACUGCCUUUUUGUCCAAGAAUCCAUGCAGUUUCAGUCAGUAUUUAUCAUCGUACAUGUAUUAACAAACUUGCUUUUGAAAAUUGUAUUAAACGAGAGGAAGGAGAUCUAUCGCAAGUGGUACGAAAGUGGGUGUCCCCACGAGGGUGCAGAUGUACUAGGGAAAAAUACAGAUGAAUUGGUGAGGAACGAAGACGUGGAUGUGAAAGACUCAGCUGUCAAGUUGGACACCUGUCAUAUGCGGAGUGACCAUCCCAAGGAAAAGCACAAAAAUAAAGGUGCCAACAUAUCGAAGAGAAAAAAAAACAUACCCAAGGGGAAGAUGGCCAAAGAGAAAAAACGUCAAGAAGGGACGCACCAUAGGAAUGGGACAGAGAGGACCAACAAGCUCAUCGGAGGGAUGCCAAAUGGUAAGGAACAGACGGACCAUCAUGGUGGUGCCACUUCUCCACAUUCUGCACAUUCCGCUCACCGUAGGACAAGAGAUGGACGGGCCAAAUGGGACGGAGGGGGAAAGAGCCAAAGUGGCGCGGAUGAAGAUGCGGGUUGUAAGAGCAUCACACCGGACGAACUUUUCACCGGGUUGACGGAGGAAAAAUAUAAAAAAAAAAACGCAAAGAAGAAGACCGAAAAGGGACACAAUGAAGGGAACAUAAAUGCUCCCCUCCGAGCGAACCAACGGGACAAAAAAAUGCUUCACGCGAGCAACAAAAUGCUUCACGCGAACAACAAAAUGCUUCAUUCGAACAACAAAACGUUCCGCAACCUGAGCAAGUACCAAGGCGCUGCCUUGUCCUGCCUGAACCUCAUCACGUCCAUUAUCGUCAAAGCCACCCUACAAAUGGAUUGCUUCCCUCUGCAGUUUAAGAUAAUUAAGUACCUACACGACACCUGUGUGGCGACAAACAUAGCAGAAGUGAAGUUCCUAUCCUUCCGGAUUUUAUCUGAGAUAGUUAUUAAUGCUGCCAGGGUGUGGAGCCUCAACGGGAAGAGUAGAAUGGUGCCUCUCGAUGGAACUCCUCUCGCGGAGGCUGCUCAAACGGGCCAUCUGACAGUGUGUAGGUCAAGUGAAAAAAAACACCACCAUGCAGAUGCAAUAAAAGGGGACAAGUCCAAAGGAAAAGGAAAUGAGGUCGAAGCAACCCAUAGAGGAGGGAGAGAAAAUCGAAACGAACACAAUGAGAAGAAUCUCUCAUCAUGUAACUCCUCAAACUUUGAGAAGUAUUUCAAUUUGAUUUUUUCCUCCAAUGGGAACAUAUCUUAUGGAAAUUUUUUCGAUGCGAAUGAUGAGCGUGUGGGUACGCCAAACCGAAAUGAGAGCAACCAGCAGAGUGGUAGGGACAGCGAAAAAAGUGGAGAUGGAGGGAGCAGUACCGGUCGGGGCAGGUCAGAUGGACAGAACGACUCAAGCGAACACUACCUUGACAGCGUCAGCAAUGAUGAGGGUAAAGCCAUAAAAGAAACAACAAAUAAAGGAGUAGGCGGAAAUUACCUGCACCGAGGAGGGACAACCCUACGUGAUGUACGCGGUGAGGCAGGAAACUUAAACGACCACACGGGUAGUGACAAAGGGUCCGACUCCAGCAUCAUGUAUGAUCCCUCUGAUGGUGACAGUCUUCCAUGUGUGGAUCCAUCAAAAGGAAAGACGCGAGGGAGAAGUCUGCCAGAGGGAGCGGUCGACCAUGUCCCACGCAUGGAUGAAGGGGGGUCCCUCCAAGAACAAAACGGUGAAGCACAGAACGAAGGGAGGAACGAAUCGAAGAACGAAGCGAAGAGCGAACGCAAUUACGUGUGCGAGUGCAUAGGGCUGCUCAUCCCGUACGUUAAAGACCCCGAAAGAAUCAUUAGCUACCUAAGCGUGUGCUCCGUCUGUGCGCUGCUCGCAAAGUUGCAAAGGGGCAGAAUGCUGUCGAACUCGCACUUCGUUUACUUUUUUUUCAAUCGAAUAGAAGUUAUUUUGGAUGUUCUGUCCAACCCGGUGACGAAUCGCGCGAGAGGGAGAAAGGCGAAGAGGGGGGUGCAAAGGGAAAGGGCCAACUGGGAGGAGCAACCCGACAGGGAUAAAAGCAACACCUGGGAGAGGCAACCCGACAGAGAUAAAAGCAACACCUGGGAGGAGCAACUCGACAGAGAUAAAAGCAACACCUGGGAGAGGGAACUUGGUGGGGAAAUUAGGAACACCCUGGAACAGGACCCCGCCAACCAACCGAACAGCUGCACUGCAAAUUGCGAUGAGCACCCGACCGAAGAAACGUUCAGAGAUGAGGGAGAGGGAAUAAACGAGAAGACAUGCGUCAGCGAUGGGGGAGGAAGCGGUAGGGAACAUGAAGUAGGAGAAAUGACCUGCCAAGGGGAAAAAGCUAAGAAAGAGGGUCUAAAUGGUCUCCAUCUCGGAGAAGAUCAUCUCGGUGAAGACCAUCUCGGUGAAGAUCAUCUAAGUGAACCUCAUCACCCCGAACCUCACCACCCCGAACCUCACCGCCCUGAAGCUCACCGUCGUAGGCGUGGCCCGCUGGUCACCCCACGGCUGAGUUACAAAAAUAUCAGGAGCAACAUGCGCACUGUAGAAUUGCACAACAAGUUUCACGUCAAAGUGGGAACCAGGAUAAGGGAAAUAAACUUGGGAACUUACCAGACCCGUUUUAUUAAAAAACUGGGACAGCUUAUGAACAACAAAAGGAAAGAAAUUAACGUGUAUAAAGUUAUAAGUGAUGUGAUUAGUGAGGUGCUUUCCAGCGAGGAGAAGAAGUCCUAUAUCAACUGCCUCAUUAGUUGUAUUCAUAACAAGAACAGGCAAGUGGCGAUUAGUGGACUGAACCUUCUCAUGUACCACACAUGGACUGAACGAAUCAGCCAUCAGGACAUUGAUAUAAUUAUGAAUAGGGUGCUUAAUGAGGUGCACUACUACACGAAGGCGAACGUUUUGAACGGACCAGGGCAGAGCCUCCCAAGUGGGUCCUUUAGCAAGACGGCGACCCCCCGGGGCACGGACGAGCCGAACAACACGCUAGAGGCAUACCGAAAUAUGUGCAAGGCGCAGCAGAAUAUUAAGGGCCCAAGGAAGAACAGAAGAAACGACCCAACUGAUAAUCGAAGCAAUGACCCAGCUGAUAACCGAAACGACCCAGCUGACAACCGAAUAAACGACCCAGCUGAUAAACGAAGUAACGACCCAGCUGAUAACCGAAGUAACGACCAAAACAUCCUGGAGAGGGCACUACGAAUAAUCCUACUGCUGUGCAAAAAACACCCCUACGUAGUGGUGAACAAACUGUGCACACUGAAGUCCAAGUACAGUUACGAGCACGUGUAUUUUAUCUACAUGAUUUGUAAUAACGAGAGGUUGUUACAUAAAACGAUGGAUUAUUUAUUUUAUCUAAUGAACAGUCUGGAGACACUUAAACUGACUAAAAACUUGAGCAAUAUCCUUUCGUUGGUCUUCCACUUCCUCAAGUUUCGAAAUGGCUACAUAAGGGACUACACAAGGAGGUACUUUAUCGAGUUAUUUAUAAUUAUGUAUUAUGUCCUUGGGGUGAAGCAGCUGGGUCAUAUGAGUGGGGUUGUGGCGGACUCUACUCAUGAGCGCUCGGGCAGAGGGGAUAAAACAUUCAUCCCCGCAAGUAGAUUGCUUGAUAGGCAGCACCGUUUGGAAGGGGAAGCGCAAGUGGAGGCUCAAGUGGGAGCGAAGGAGGAAGCUCAGGUGAAAACGCAACGGGGGGAGCACCUCACCGAUGGGGGCCAAGCGGACAAGACAGAAGAAGCAACGGGGGUCGGUGCCCCGGAACUGACGGAGCACGUACACGAAACUGACCAAAGAGAGGAUCCAAGUGAGCGAGUUGCUGGGAGGUUCCAGGAAAGGAGGGGAGUUCCGGGAAGAAGCGACGCGAAAAAAGGAGCGCCCGCCCAUAGUAGAACUCCCCAUGAAGGAAAUAGCCAGGACGUCAUCCCCACACACACAUACAGCGAUGACACCUUUGAAAAUAUGAUCAACGGGUCCCCAUUUUUUGUUAGAAGGAAUAGCAUACUUCGCAGUAGGGAUGUGAAGAAGGUCUCCAAAAGAGAGUUGAAUAAAAAAAUUUACCAAAACUACACCUGCAGCAUAAGUGUGAAUAACACGCUGAACUGUUUGAGAAUUAUAAAGGAGUUGCUAAAGCUAAAUAAAAGGCAGAGGAUCCUAAGACGCAUCGAGGAAGGCAAUGUAGAGAAGCUCCUAUACUACAAGCACUCGUUUGAGAACGGGCUUAUCGAGUUGAUGCACAUUUUUUUGAGCAGCCUCGGGGGAAGUGGCGCGAGAGGAAGCACCACCAGGGAGAGCGUCGUAAGGGACGCCCACUGCGAACGUGGCUACUGCCGGAAGGUGUUCAAUUUCUUGGAGAUCUUCCUCAAAAGCAGAAACGUAAAUUACGUCAUUAUUUCGCUAGUCACUCUUUCGCAGCUCCUCCUGUGCAUGCGCAUAGAACCAGAAAACCUGAAAUUAGUGGACCCCAUAAUUAACGUCCUUUACCGUGUCAACUGUGCACACAAAAACGACGUGGUCACCAAGUACCUACAUCUGUGUUUCACCAACCUGUUUAUCAUUUUUAAAGCUAUCAGGAAGUACCAAACCGAAAUGGGUUCAGAACCCAUCCCCUUGCUAAUCAAAGAGGAAUACACCAUAAACAUACUUAACUCUCUUUUUGUAAAUCUAGACAAUGCUGACCGAAACAUAGUUAAGGUGACGUUGAAGGCUUUCAAGGAGGCAUGCAAAUAUGAUCGUGCGCAGUGGCCGUCUCCUCUAUGUGCUUCCUACGUCAAUAUUUUAACCACCCCCUCAGUUGUUCUUCCCUACUUGAAUAGCAGUGAGGCGGCGGAGAAGAUACUCAUGUGUGGGAUUCUGCGCGAGGUUUUUAGGACCCUCCGUUGGGAGAGGCUGCACAAGGGGGGGUCAGGGUCCCCCACUCAUGGAGAGAGGACUCUUGGAGAGAACACUCAUAGAGAGAACACUCAUGGAGAGAGCACUCAUGGAGAGAACACCCAUAAAGAAGAGUGGUCCAGGUCAACCACGCAAACAGCGAGUCUGCCGAAGAAGCACCUGUACGAAAUCGCCACCUACCUGAUGAUCCACCUGGUGGACAAAAGGAAAAACGUCUCAGCCAACGUGUGGAAGGCUUUGAAGGAGCUCCUCAGGUGGAAGUUCUCUCACCACGUGAAUGACACGUUGUUAUAUUUCGACCGCAAGCUGUUCCUCCCAUGCACAUCCGAAGUGAACACGGUCAGUCACAUCAACAUACAGAGGGAGUACUUCAAAGGGGCGGGUGCAGAUGAGGGGGAAAAGGUGACAGCGGAGGGGGCAGACUACGACUACUUCGCGAAGGGGUACGCUUGGGAUGAGAAAAGUGGCUCAAGGGGGGAAAUCAGCAUCGGUAUGUUGAGCGGCGUGCCUAAAGAUAGACCCACGGGUGGACACAAUAACGGUGUAGAGAAAGCGCAUCCACAGAAGAAGGUGGCCCCUCAUAGCAGGAACACUGUGGAGCGGCGCAAGGAGGGGGAGAAGAAGAACAAAGGGCACUCAGCCAACAGUACCGCCAACAGUGCCGCGAACAAAUCGGACGAAGAGAGCGACGUGAGCCAAGCGCACAGUUCCUCUGAGAUGAAGAAGGAAAAGAUCAACGCGUACUACUACAAACUCCUUGUGGAGAUUUGCAUCCCCCUUAUUAUAUGUACCGACACGAAGCUGUCUCGAAAGAGGGAUCUCUUCACAGAGUUGAAUAGCUACUUGUACGGAGCAGAUUUCGAAUCAAACGAAGAAGAAAAUAACAGCUUGCUGAACGUAAAAAACGAGAGUGACAAAUUGCAACAAAUAUUUUUUACCAAUCUAAAGAUGAACCUAAACAACAUCAACAGCGUCUACAGAGCUUAUAUUAUCCUACUCAGCAGCAGACGUUAUUUGGGGACAAACAUAUGGAACGCCAAUAUCCCAAUUAAUGACGAAAUUGAAAAAAUGAUAAGUGAGUAUGAAGUGAAAAGUACCAAGUCGAGAGCAGAGCAUGUGCUCUUUGGAGAUUUGAGAAAUUAUGUACACACUCGGAAGAGACGAGAGAGAAUUGAGAAAAUAGAGAGACGUGAGAGAAAGAAAAACAAAAAGAAAAAAGAAAUGGAUGCUAGUAGGGAAGAUGCUAUGCAAAAAAGUAUCACCUCCGUUUUGACGGACUCCAUAUUGAGCACCCUCUCUGGGACCUUCAAUUAUUCAUACGACGGCGCCCUUUUCAAUAGCCUUAAUGUUAGUGGCAACGUAGACGCGGAAUAUAACCACCGGGAAAAGGACUCACAAAACGGGGCUGCCAAAAGAACUCCUCAGAAUUGCAGCCGAGCCGGUUGGACGCAUCAAGCGAGUCAUACAGUGAAGACAGGUGAUUAUGCUCCCCCAAAUGAAAAUUCCUCCAGCGACGGGGAAGAUGCGAACGUGCGUAGGGGAGAAGAAGCAAAAGAGGGGGCUUCCCCCCAAGGGAGGGUUAUCAGCACGCACAACAUAUCAACCCGAGAAGACAGGAAGGACCAUUCUGCGAUCGGGCCAAAUGGAGAGCCAACUUGUGAUGACAGACAAAGGGAAGAGCUUAAGAGGGAAGCGACGCUGGAAGAGGGGCAUGGCACUCCCCUCCAAAGGGAGUUCCCCUCCCUGGAAUAUAUGAGAAGCCGCUCGCUCGACCCGGGGGAGGGUUUGUCCAAUGAGAACUAUGCGAAUUUUGUUUCGAGCAGCGACGAGGGGGAGGAGCUAUAUGGGGGGGAGGCACUGGGGAAAGCCGCAGGUGCGGAUGCACAGUGUUCGGGCGCCCCUGACAAAGAUGGCUCUCACGAAGAUGGCUCUCAUAAAGAUGGCCCUGACAAAGAUGGCUCUCAUAAAGAUGGCACUCACAAAGACACCACAUCAAAGCGCGUUGCGCCCUCCGCCGAACUGCUCAACUACACACCGGGCGACCGAAACGCGAAGCAAUUCCUGAGGAGAAAAAUUGCCAAAAUACAGGUGCUCAACCAAAAGUACAACUUCUUCGACAAUUUUAAAACAAUGCUGAAAUUAAAAAUGGAGACAAGUCUAUUGCAGUGGAUUGAAAUGUUGAAAUUUCUGAAGGAAGACCCCCCUGAGUUUGCGCUGUCCAAGGAAAUCAAAGGUGCUCACUUAUCCGAUUUUUUCGAGUCCGCUUUAAUAUGCGCACUGGCAGUUAUCAAAUUUGUUUCGCUCUCACUGGAUUGUAAGAAGCUGCAUCGAGUCACCUUCAAGAGUAUGAGGAGGGAAGCUCAAACCACAGGGGACGCACAAAAUUUGAACGUAAAAGUGGACAGAGCAGGAGGAGAAGAAAAGGAAGAGGAAGAGGAAGAAGGGGAACCCCACUCCUACCUGCAGGAUCAUAUGGAGGAAACCUAUUUCGUUCAGUUGCUGUCCAUCAGCAUGAAACUGGAAGCUCUUUGCUCUUCCAUUAGCAAGCAGCUUUGCGCCUUUUUGCAGGAGGAGCGGACGCCGGAGCACAUGUCCAUCAUUAGGGCCCUGGCCAUGCUCUCCAUCUUGAAGCCGUCCCCCUAG